Somion occarium is the source of this 1346-nucleotide messenger RNA. NCBI's taxonomy places the organism in Eukaryota, Fungi, Basidiomycota, Agaricomycetes, Polyporales, Cerrenaceae. The record is from the annotation of a GenBank genome assembly.
UGACUACCUCUCCUUCCACCAUGUCUGCUUCUGCGAGUGAAACCGGUACCUCCACUCCUUCGCGUAAACGUUCUCGUUGGGAUACCCACGAAGAUAUCCAGGAUGAAGUAAUUGAAAUACCCAGGCCGAAACGUCGUUCGAAGUCUCGACGCUCCCAAUCCGUUUCCCGUUCACAUAAUCCCACUCCAGAACCUCGUCCACAGAGCCGAGUGCAGGUGCAACGUAAACGGCCAUUGCAUAGCAUAUAUGUACCGCCACGGACGUAUCACCCUCCGUUUGCGCCGUCGCGCUCGGUGUACUGCUAUGAACGGCUGAACUCGAUCGAGGAAGGCUCAUAUGGCGUCGUGUUUCGCGCAAGGGACAAGGAGACCGGAGAUAUCGUUGCGUUGAAAAAGCUGAAAUUGGAUGAAGAGAAGCAUGGGUUUCCAAUCACUGCUUUGCGCGAAAUAAACGCGCUGAUGGUCUGUCAACACGAGAACGUUGUGGGGAUUCGAGAGGUUGUCGUAGGGGAAACUCUAACACAAGUCUUUAUUGUGAUGGACUUCAUAGAACAUGAUCUGAAGAUGCUGCUCACCGUAAUGCCGGCACCCUUCCUACAAUCCGAAAUAAAAACCUUGCUACGACAGUUGUUGUCUGCCGUUGCAUUCUGUCAUGAACGCUGGAUUCUCCAUCGAGAUCUCAAGACAAGCAAUCUGCUCAUGAAUAAUCGCGGUACGAUCAAGGUUGCGGACUUUGGCUUAGCACGCAGGUAUGGGGAUCCUGUCGGCGUAGGCGGCCUAACUCAACUAGUCGUCACAUUAUGGUAUCGAGCUCCUGAGAUUCUUCUGGGCGAGACAAUCUAUUCCACUGCAGUAGACAUGUGGUCCGUUGGUUGCAUCUUCGCUGAAUUACUCCUGAAGGAGCCACUUUUCCAAGCUAAAGGGGAGAUUGAGAUGCUUUCUAUGAUCUUCAAGCUUCUUGGACCACCGACAAGUUCGACAUGGCCGGACUACGAUAAACUUCCACUAGCGAAGACAAUCAAUCUACCUGCUCCUCACCCAUCUCAACUACGGCAAAAAUUCCCUCAUAUAACUAAUGCCGGGGUUGAUUUACUGUCGCAUAUGUUGACUUAUGAUCCUGAGGAAAGGAUCAGUGCCGUAGAAGCUUUGCAACACCCAUACUUCAAGGAAUCACCCUUUCCCAAACAUCCGGAUCUCUUCGGUUCAUUUCCGUCCGUUGCGGCGGGCGAGAAGCGUCGUAAAGCAUUCGAUAGUCCUACAGCUCCUGUUAGAGCUGUAGAUUAUAAAUUAUUGACGGAUUUCGAUGCUCCCUAACAAUCGAGGGGAUGCCUUGCCUUCCAUCAUCUU